UUAUCAUUCACUUUACUGUGCUCUAUGCUUGGUGUGUUGUGUGGUCUGUGAGGGAAGGAAGUUUAACUUGGUGUAAUGAUUGUUGUUACGAAGAAUUGACAAUAUGCAUUGUUGCAUGUAAUGAGUUUUGAUUGAGCGUAUUUUCGUGGGUAGUAUUAUAUAGUCAGUGAGUUUUGCUACUGGAAGCUGUAGUUGAACUUACAGUAAUUGUAGGAGCUUGCUGUCAAACAUUUGUCAGUUGCAUUUUGCACAGGCGUAGGACUGCAAUGCAUGUACGCGUAAUAUUUUAUAAACUGAAGCGGGUAUAGUAGACAACGCUAGAAAAUGGACAAUACUGAUGGCAGUGAGCUGGAAGAUGGCGAGAUCGUGGAGUACAUACCGCUUGAGAGGCCAGUAAGCUACUCUGCUGCUCCUAGUGUCCAUGUGGACGAUGCAAACAGUGACGAUGGUGCUGAUGAUGGUUCAGACAGUGGAAGUGAAGACAGUGACUCCCCGUGCUUCAGUGCAAAAAGACAUAAAAUGCAAACUGAACGCUCUACUUCUAUUGAUACACGCCUGAAACCAGAAAUUAAAAAGAAGAAGUAUGAUAUUUGGUGUGCAGAGUUGCAAGAGUCGGCACUUACGGAUGAUCUUGUAAAUAUUGAUGUUGCCAACAAGAUUAUAGACCGCAGCAGGAAUGUAGAGUCAUACGACUACAGGCUGGCAUUCAGACACCACAGUGAUACCACUGUAGAUACAGUUGAAGAUUCAGCUGUUCUCACUGGUCACUUGGAACCAACGUACGGCAACAAGCGUAGGUUUGAUGAGAGAGGCAGUAUCAAACAACGGUUAGGACGACGAGAGAGUGGGAGCAAUAAUGAUAAUGAACAUUGUGCACCAAGGCAUUUACUUGCAUUGAAUUGCAGCCCAGAUGAUUCUGAAGAGGAGCUUGCGAAAGACAUUGCUGACAAGUUGUGGGAGCAGAAGGAGGAGCUUAUAUUGAAAGUUGUUCAAGUCCUAGGAAAACAGAAAGCCAUAGACCUAUUUGAGAAAACAAGAAAAGUAGAAGAAGUUGGUGGGCUGAUGAUAAUGAAUGGUCAGAGGAGGAGAACACCUGGUGGAAGUUACUUGUUCUUACUGAAAAUGGACAAUGGUGUACCACAGGAGAAGAAACAAAAAAUUCUCAUGGAUAAUGGUAAAGAUCCUUGGAAGAAGCUUAAGAAGAUUCGGAAGAAACGGAAGUUUAUUAAGAAGACCUUGUCAUCAGAUAAAUUGUCAGAUAUGGACCUUCCAACACUACUAACUAGAGCUGAACUAGCUGCAGCGAAGGCAAAUGAUGACGACGAUGACGAUGAUGAACGAGAAGAGGGUGAAGCAGAGGCUACAGACAAGGAAGAGGGUGAAGCAGAGGCUACAGACAAGGAAGACACCACUAAUCCUCCUCCUCCCCCAUCACCAGCAACAGAUGGACGGGAUAACAGCAGUGACGGAGAGGAUAGGACUGCACAGAUAUCGUUUGAGAACAGAGGUUGUGAAAGCAACCGCUGUACUGUCACUUACGGUGAUGACGACUUCUUGGAUGUGUCUUGCAACCCCAUGGACCUGUUUUAGGUCUCAAAUACGCAGUUCAGUGUACUAAAUGACUGAUGGAAGAAUUAAAUGUGCAAACUUGAACUUUUUUCUUUGAUGAAAAAUUUUUACUUGUUCACUAAAAUAAAGUUACUAUAAAAAUUA
This is a messenger RNA of Schistocerca americana (American grasshopper), 1713 nucleotides long. RefSeq names its product phosphorylated adapter RNA export protein (gene Phax). The record is from RefSeq and is a predicted model, not a curated record. Gene Ontology annotation, cellular component: nucleus. NCBI's taxonomy places the organism in Eukaryota, Metazoa, Arthropoda, Insecta, Orthoptera, Acrididae. Gene Ontology annotation, biological process: snRNA export from nucleus. The transcript is spliced from 6 exons. The coding region runs from base 325 to 1590 and encodes 421 amino acids.